UCUGCCCCCCUUUUCCCUUUGACUGCAGCGGUGAAAGCAGAGGGGUUAAUCAAGCGAGAGAAGCCCGUGAAUGUGCCAUAAAACUGUUUGUUAGAGCUAAGACACUCUUCCUCCAGCAGUCAGUUCAGCUCGCAGCUCUCCGGUGGUUUAGUCGAAGAUAAGAAGCCGUGUUAAAGGGGGAACCUGAGUAAGCUGAGCGCUACGGAGGGGUUUGUCGGCCCACUGCAGUCUGAAUCACCGGAGACUCGCCCCGCCGCUGGUUCAUCAUCGACGUUGUUUGCCCAUCGACGUGCGCAUCCUCUCGGAGGCAGAAAACAAGAAGGGACGAGACCCAAGUCCGCCUUUGACCCUCUGCCACAGCCCCAAGGUGUACUGUUUGGCAGAGCAUGCUAAAUAAUGAGCCAAAGGGACACACUGGUUCAUUUGUUCGCCGGAGGAUGUGGUGGCACAGUGGGCGCUAUUUUGACUUGUCCUCUGGAGGUUGUGAAGACCAGACUGCAGUCCUCUUCCAUCACUCUCUACAUCUCUGAAGUCCAGCUCAGCACUGUCAACGGAGCCGGUGUGGCCCGCGUCGCUCCACCAGGGCCUCUGCACUGUCUCAAGUUAAUUCUAGAGAGAGAGGGACCUCGGUCACUGUUCAGGGGACUGGGACCGAAUCUUGUGGGUGUGGCACCUUCCAGGGCAAUCUACUUUGCGGCCUAUUCAACAGCUAAGGAGAAGCUGAAUGGGGUGCUGGAGCCAGACUCUACCCAGGUGCACAUGGUGUCAGCUGGGAUGGCAGGGUUCACCGCCAUCACAGUCACCAAUCCCAUCUGGCUGAUCAAGACCCGUCUGCAGCUGGAAACCAGAAACCGGGGUGAGCGGCGAAUGAAUGCGUUUGAGUGCGUGCGGCGGGUGUACCAGAUGGACGGCCUGCGAGGUUUCUACAGGGGCAUGUCGGCCUCAUACGCUGGCAUCUCUGAGACUGUUAUCCAUUUUGUCAUCUAUGAGAGCAUCAAACGCAAACUGCAGGAGUCCAAGGCCCAGUCCAGCAUGGACGAAGAGGAGGAGUCUGUCAAAGAUGCCUCAGACUUUGUGGGCAUGAUGCUCGCAGCAGCCACCUCCAAGACCUGUGCCACCUCCAUCGCCUACCCUCAUGAGGUGAUCCGCACACGGCUACGAGAGGAAGGCAGCAAGUAUCGCUCUUUCUUCCAAACUCUGGUGACAGUACCCAGGGAGGAGGGAUACCGGGCGCUGUACCGCGGCCUAACAACCCACCUAGUCAGACAGAUCCCUAACACCGCCAUCAUGAUGUGCACCUAUGAAGUGGUGGUCUACCUGCUUGGCUGUUAGCCCGUCGGGUAUGUCUCCUACUUGUUAAAGAGAGAGACAGUUAGCAAAUGACUGAGAAUCUGGUCUUUUGGUGAGGAAGAGUGAGAACAAAAUGUCCGAUUUGAAGACCAAAGGAAAAGCAAAGGUACUGUACUGGCCCAGAAGAGGACAAAUGAACAAAAAAUGAAGAAAUAGGAAGAGUAAAGCCCUUUACCAUAUCAGCAUCAUCACCUCCAGUUCCCAAUAUCAGACUGCUGGAACAGAUAGAGGACACUACAGUUCACAGAAGAGGUAAUAUGGGUAGAACGAGAAAGGAGCCACAGACAGGAAAGGCACCUGUUAAACUAAGGUACCUCUGAAGGAAAAGAUUUUAAGCACAAUUCAGUGGCCUUAACACAAAAGGGUUUUAGUUUGCAUCCUUCUUUUCAAGUGAAGAGUGAAAUGAUGCCUUUUUCACUCUUGGAUAGAGAUGAUCUUGUGAAAGGGGAAUGCUUGGAGGCAACUAAUUUGAUUAGAAAUGUAGGUCAAUUUUAAUAAUCCAAGAAUCUCUACUUGAAACUAUUUGUAGUAGUCUGCACUUGCUUCAGUGCUGUGAGGCUACUGUAUGAUUAGAAAACUGGUAGUUAAGGAAUGUUCAGAUCAUGUCAGAAGGAAGUUGUCAUUUAAAACAAAGAGCGGUCUGUUUAAAAAAUCACUUGACUCACCCAUCUUUGCACUACAGAAAGCGUGGCUUCAAGCAUUCCCCUCUGAACAUGGCAGUCGACCCCCCUUGAAGGCCUGAAGGUCAUAGCAGUGAGUUAACUGGCCAAACACAAUGCCGAGCAUGUGAUGGCCUGUCACUCAAACACAUGCCUCAAAAACUAGCCUGUGUUUUAAAAAGAGUGGGUUGAAAAGCCGACUUUCAUUCAGCGUUUUAUUCCUGGCUAAUCAGUGCCUGGUGGUGACAUGCUUUGGCUGAAGUUGGCCUUUAGUGUUGACAGUUUCUUUUUUGUUAAAACUGAAAUGAGAUUGGUAUAGAAGGCCAGCUUCCGCCUGCACCCAAUCACUGCUUAGACUACGUAUCUACUAUUUGGAGUGCCACUACUUGAAUAUAAUGUGACGGUGUGGGAGAAUGUUGAAGGAGUUUCAUCAUCACACCAUAAUCUCUGUGAUCUCUGAACAUGUUGGUCACGUUCAGUAAAAUGAUUGAACUAUGUUCAAGAAUGUGAAUGUGUGUUUGUGCGUCUGCAGUCAUGUGUGCCUGCAUGUGUAAUUAAUAUAUACUCCACAUUUCCCUACACUAACUAUUGAUCUUACAAGACACUACCGUUGGGAGUGUGGAAAAGCUCCCGUGCGAUACUGUCUGCUUUCAUUCCCACUCUCAUGCCAGUCCUUUCAUCCAGUGGCUUCCAACUGACCUGAUAACAUGCACUUUUGUGGCCUUUUAUGGCUUGUGCUUUGCAUUUUAUUGUGUGGACAGUUUGUAUAUUGUAAAAGGAAAAAAAAAAUAUUAUUGUAUAUCAAAAUGGUAUUUUGCGCAACUGUUCUUAUAGCAGAUACUGUAUAUUGUACAGUUUAGAGUUUUCAGUAGUUGUGAAAAAUGUCCAAAUGUGUGUAUAUAAUAUAGACUGUAAAUGCAUAUCAUCUCUUGUUUUUUUUUUUUCUGAGGCCCAUGUGUUGAUCAUGCUGUAGUUUGCAUUUGCAAAUAAUUUUUGUGCAAUUUAACCUUGUUUUUACAUAAACUGUUGACAUGAAUAUUGAUAUUGAACAUCUGUACUUGCGUAAAAGCUGACAAAUGCUGCAGGACAAAUAACUUUCAUACAAACAUUUGUGCUAGUGCGUCGGUUAGUCAUUUCACAGCGUUCAUCAAAAGUGUUCCAUUUUGUAAAGUUUGAAUGUUUCGGUCAUUUGUAAUGUUUACAUUGUUCCUUACUUUCUGUGAGAUUAAUUUUGGUUCUCCUAGCAACAUGUUUUGAAUAUCAAUAUCUAACUGAGAGUUCAUGAGCUGGAAUGAGUAGUGCGUACCACAGCGAGUUGGGACUGUUGAAAAGCUGAAUUUGAGAGAUCCAGAAAUUGAAGAGACAGUAAAUGUUCUCGUUUAAGCAAUCCAUUCAAAAAGUUAUUUUCAUACAUAAGGAAAUGUUAUCCAAGGACCUUAUCAAAAUUUCCUAUAAAUACUUUUAUAUUGUUAAUUAUCAAAACAUGACUUUUUAAACUUCUGUUGAGCAGAGAUAAGCCUCUCUACACCUCUUCUAUGACCUAGUCGCUGUGGUCUCAGUUCACAAUAGUUUCAAAUGGAAAUGAUAAAGUCUGCACAUUUCCCUUUUUUUUUUUUUCUCUCUUUUCUUUUUUUAAAGUAAUGUGUUCAACCAAGGCCCGUGUUGUAACUUGUGAUAGUUAUUGAUUUUCUCCAUUGACAUGUUGCUAGCCCAUAGUUGCUGUCGGUGCUUGAAAGAAAUAUGCUGACCCAUUUUAACGUCCAAGUUUUCUUGCAAAACACUAAUAACAUAUGUCUUGUCCUCCAUUGUAGUAAUACUUGAGGUCAAAUUACCAAAAUGUGACACGAACACACAACUGGACAAGCAGUGCAAAUAAUUCAUUUUAUUUUUUACCUCUCAUUUCAGUUUCUGUAAUUCAAAUUCACUUUGUAUUACCUGUAUGCUUGGACAAGAUAGAGCUUCAAGCAGGGUUGAAUGAACAUUGUGUUGUUUUUUUUUUUGUUGUUUUUUGCCAGCUCAAUUGUUGAUGUGUUUUUUUUCUUAUUUGUUUUUUAAACACAAAAUAAACAAAAAUCCACUUGCAACUAAAA
Micropterus salmoides (largemouth bass) is the source of this 4099-nucleotide messenger RNA. RefSeq names its product solute carrier family 25 member 36a (gene slc25a36a). The record is from RefSeq and is a predicted model, not a curated record. NCBI's taxonomy places the organism in Eukaryota, Metazoa, Chordata, Actinopteri, Centrarchiformes, Centrarchidae. The transcript is spliced from 7 exons. Gene Ontology annotation, cellular component: mitochondrion. Gene Ontology annotation, biological process: pyrimidine nucleotide import into mitochondrion. Gene Ontology annotation, molecular function: pyrimidine nucleotide transmembrane transporter activity. Bases 397 to 1332 code for a protein of 311 amino acids.